GCAGGACGGCGUUCACCCGCGUGGCUUCGUCGUGAGGGCAACGAGCAGCGUGAGGAGUCUCCAUAGCGACCGCUUCCCCAUAGCCCCACCCCCCACUCACCCAGCCCCUCCCCACCCCCCCCCCCCCACGCGCGUUCCCGUUGCCAAACAAAAGGCGGUUGACUGCGCGCGCACCGCUGCACACCGGGCAGAGGGGGCGAGCGCUCGUCAGGAGGGGGGGCGGACAACACCGGAGCCCGAGGUGACAGGAAGAAGCCAUGUUUCGUGAAAUGGAAGAUGAUCCCUUUUUCUCAGACCCUUUUCAUUCACAUCAGGAAAACCUUCGUCAGUUGAUGUCCAGUUUUCCUGUUCAAUUGGAUCAAGACCUCUUGGUAAAUUCCCCAGGUGGGAAACAUCAUCAUCAUCGUCAUCAUCAUCAUGCUCAUGAAUGCCCAAAACCGAAAUGCCCAAAGGAGGCUCCAAAGCAGCCUAAUGAGGGUAACUGCUCAGUGGAUCCAUUCAACCAGAUGAUGGAACAAAUGAGGAGAGACAUGCUUGAAAUGCAACGCAACAUAAAACAUGGUCCUUGCAGUACUGAUGACCAUACUUUAAACACCUCUACUGUAAUGAGUUAUGCAAAAGUGGGAAAUGAACCCCCCAAAGUGUUCCAGGCUUCCACUCAUGUACAUCGUGUUCCUGGUGGAAUUAGAGAGACGAGACGGGCAGUGAAAGACUCUGAAACUGGAAUUGAAAAGUUAUCGAUUGGCCAUCACAUUAAAGACCGUGCUCAUGUUAUUCAGAAAUGUAAAAACCAGAGAACAGGUGAUGAAGAAGUUGAUCAAGAAUUUAUCAACCUACAUGAAGAUGAUGUGCAAAUCUUUGACCAAGAGUGGCAGGAAAAGGUGUCAAAGUAUCUGCCUCCUGGAACACACACAGUUGGGCUUCACGAUGUUAAAAAAGCUAUGGAAGGACAAAGGUCAAAACAUGGAAGGAGACAACCGAUGUGUCAAGUUAUUCCUCCUUCUACUUGUAUGUGCCCUGACGGGAAUUCUCCUGUUGGAAACAUGAAAUCAAGAAAUGGAAGAAUAUGAGUACUUUACCAAAACUACUUGGCUCGGGCAAUUAUUGUUCAGUACCAAGGCUGUGCUUUUGAGUGUUAGCUUAGUUCCUCUAGCAUACUUCAGUUCACCUCGAGCCUUAGGCUAUGUAGUCCCAUAACUUGCAUUUCAUUUUUGUCAUCAGCAACGUGUACCAAAUAAAAGAAAUGCAUUUUAUAGACGUUAAAGGUUAAAUAUCUACUGAGUCAAGUUAGGCAUCCAAUAAAGUAGGCUUCAGACUUACUGGUGAUGUAGGAGAUUUGAUCAAUUAAUAUCCUGUCAACGCAAUUAGCAUUGAUUUUUCUUGCACUCUUUAUACAAACCUGCACAGUGUGUUAUUUGGAAUGAUACUUUUUAGAUGGCAUCAGUGGGAUGAAUUCAUAACUUCAUAAAUCAUAGGAUCAGAAUUAGGGCAUUGGGUCCACUUUGCCAUUCACUCAUGGCUUUCCUUCUCAACUCCAUUCUCUGACCUCAUAACCUUUGACAAGUCAAGUCAAGAGAGUUUAUUGUCAUGUGUCCCAGAUAGGACAAUUAAAUUCUUGCUUGCUGCAGCACAACAGAGUAUUGUAGCAUAAAUACAGAACAGUUCAGUAUGUCUAUAAUAGCACAGACCAUAUAUAUACACACAUAAAUAAACAGAUAAAGUGCAAUAGGCUGUUAUAGUUCAGAGUUUGUUUGAUGGUGAAUUUAAUACCCUGAUGGCUGGGGGGAAGAAGCUGUUCCUGAACCUGGAUGUACCAGAUUUCAGACACCCUUACUUAUCACGAACCUGACAAUUUCCACUUAAAAAAAAUACCCAAUGAUUUGGCCUCCACAGCCAUCUGUGGCAAAAAAAUCCACAGAUUCACUACCCUCUGACGAAAGAAAUUCUUCCUCUUCUCCUUUUUAAAUGUACGUCCUUUUAUUCAGGGGCUGUGCCCUCUGAUCCGACCUCUCCCACAAGUAGAAACAUCCUCUGCACAUCCACUCCAUCCAGGCCUUUCACUAUUAGGCACGUUUCAAUGAGGUGCCCUCUCAUCCUUCUAAAAUCCAGCAUGUACAGGUCCAGUGCCGUCAAAUGCUCAUCAUACUUUAACCUAAUUAUCCCCGGGAUAUUAGGUCUGUAACCUUCUAUGCAUAUGGGUGGCUAGCUUCCAGCAGUAAUUUUACUGCAUUAUAGACCCAGGAAAAGUAGAUGGUCUGUUGUGUCUUCAGGCGCUCUUAAAGUGGAUGUAUCAUAUCUGUCAGUUUGGUCAAUACGAACAGCAUCACUGUCAGGACAUACUGUGGCAUCAGAAAAAAUUAACUGGUCUGAAGAAGGAUCUCGACCUGAAACAUCACCUACCUAUUUAUUUUCUCCAGAGAUGCUGCCUGACCAGCUGUUAUUCCAGCAUUUUCGGUGUGAACCAGCAUCUGCAGUUCCUUCCCACACAUUAACUGAUCUUAUUUUGACAAUCUUCACAUUUCUCUUAAAUAAGAGAAAUGUAUGACACUUUUCCAGCAGCACCAUCAAUAAUUUUUAACCAGACAAUUCUUUUGUAAUAUCUUCUUUCAGUUACAAAUGCACUCCCAAAGCUCUCAGACCUGAAAUUUCCUUACUCCCUUUCUUGCCUGAAGAAAGUUAUAAAAUCUUUCUAUUGGACCUCAUCUAUUUACCUUGACAGGAAAACUAUGAUGUUUUUAAGGUAAUACUGCAGAUCUUGUGGGAUGUCAUCUGUAGAUUUGUGUCACUCAUACUGUGACUCUGCCCACAGGCUUAUUAGAGAGCUCUCUCUCGCUCUUAAGACUAAUUAUGCAUGCUGAGAUGAAAGCUCGUUGACUUACCUCUGCAGAGUUGCUAAUAAAAGGCUAUGGAUUCGAAUCACUUUGUGAGCUUGA
Molecule: messenger RNA, 2933 nt
Organism: Leucoraja erinaceus (little skate)
Lineage: Eukaryota; Metazoa; Chordata; Chondrichthyes; Rajiformes; Rajidae
Gene: mlf1
Product: myeloid leukemia factor 1
Exons: 7
Coding region: 258-1070 (270 amino acids)
Biological process (GO): regulation of DNA-templated transcription
Cellular component (GO): cytoplasm; nucleus
Source: RefSeq, a predicted model, not a curated record